This is a messenger RNA of Leptosomus discolor (cuckoo roller), 892 nucleotides long. Lineage: Eukaryota; Metazoa; Chordata; Aves; Leptosomiformes; Leptosomidae. The record is from RefSeq and is a predicted model, not a curated record.
GUUUGCUGUCAGUGUUGGCUACUGGAAGGACCCUUACAUCCAGUAUUUUGUGAGACAAUCCAAAGAAAGAAAAGCACCUGAAAUCAACAGAGGCUAUUAUGCUCGUGUUCAUGGAGUCAGUUAUCUGAUCAAAGCUUUUCUAAAGAGGACCGAGUGCAACUGUCAAAUUGUUAACCUUGGUGCUGGCAUGGAUACCCUGUUCUGGAGAUUAAAGGAUGAAAAUCUUCUCCCUACAAAAUACUUCGAGGUGGAUUUUCCAAUGAUAGUUGCCAGAAAAAUUCAUAAUAUCAAAUCAAAACCUCCCCUGUCAAAACCAAUUAUGGAAUCCCAUUCAGGAGACUCUCUUCUAAUAGAUUCUCACAGCCUAGACUCCAGUCGAUAUUCCAUAGUAGGAGCAGAUCUCCGUUUCUCAUCAGAUCUGGAGGAAAAGCUAAAGAAACAUAACCUGGAUAUACAUUUGCCAACGCUUCUGGUAGCGGAGUGUGUGCUGGUUUACAUGACACCACAGCAAUCUGCAAAUCUUUUAAAGUGGGCAGCAAGCACUUUUCCAGUGGUGAUGUUUAUAAAUUAUGAGCAGGUGAAUAUGACGGACCGGUUUGGACAGAUCAUGAUUGAGAACUUGCAGAGACGACAGUGUAACCUGGCUGGAGUGGAAGUCUGCAGAUCCUUAGACUCUCAGAGGGAACGAUUGCUGUUAAAUGGCUGGGAAACUGCACGUGCCAUUGAUAUGAUGAAAGUGUACAGCUUUUUGCCAGAGGCUGACAUCAAAAGAAUAGAAGGACUUGAAUUCCUCGAUGAAAAGGAACUGUUUGAACAACUAAUGCAGCACUACUGCAUCUGCUGGGCUUCGAAGGACAGCAGUAAUCUGGGUCUCGCAAACAUCACGUUCUAG